GCUAUAUAUUUUAUCCUCAUUUUACUGGAUCAAUGCGACCAAUAUGCAGUUCAUAGCAUUUCUCUCUUUUUAUAAGCAAACCUCUGCAUUGUUUCUUUUAUAAACGAAACACUUUCCAUUUUAUUGUACUAAAACCUCUACGUUCUUUUAUACUGCACUGGAUUCUGAGGCAUUCAUAAUAUUCAUUGAAUUCAAGAAAAACCAUGUCCACUCUUGAUGCCCAUACGCCGGAAGUACAACACGCAGAGCCAACUGGGCCCACGGCCCCUCCGCCUCUGGUGAUUGGUGUGCAGACUAAGAGACCUGGUAUGACGUUUGAGACUGUCACCGGAAUCGUACGUCGAUGGAAGAGAGAGGAUUUCACGAAGAGUGGCUCGUUGACCUUGACAGGACUGGCUUUCCUGUUUUCUUUAUUGUCUUUUAUCGUUAUGGCCGCCAACAAUCGCGGUGACGGGAUGGACUUUAAUCGAUUUGAACCAUACAGAUAUGUGCUGGCAAUAGCGAUUAUGUCGACGGUGUACACCGGCGGGAAAGCGCUCCGACAGGCUCAAGAGCUUUUGACCGGAAAGCGUUUGUUUCAACAGCGUACCUCUGCCUUACUCGACUUCUUUGGAGAUCAGAUUAUGGCGUACCUGUUGAUAUCAGCGGCGUCUUCUGCUGUUCCCUUGUUAAAUCUUAUGAGAAAGGCAACAGACUACAUAUAUAGAGACUCUUCAACAGUAGCAUUUGUAGACACUUUAGCAGCAAGCAUCAGCAUGGCUUUCCUUGCAUUCUUCGCACUGGCGUUAUCAGCUAUGAUUUCAGGAUAUAAACUAUCUACUAAAUCUUAUAUUUGAGAUGUUUAUUUAUUUUUCGUUUUUCUUUCGAUGGCUAAUGUACUAUUGUUCAAGUUUGUUGUUUACGUACUCUAUAUAUAUGUUGUAUGCAAAUUAUGUUUUGAAGGGAGUUACGGAAUUCUGUUUUCCCCAGAAAUCUCAGUUCUUGCGUGGAAAACUGGGUGUUUUUCAGCUCUACGUGUUGUCCAUAGUAUUACACUGUUUCUCUGUUUUUUUCUUUUAUCUACGUGAAUCGUUUUUGUGUCUAUUUAA
This is a messenger RNA of Alnus glutinosa, 1088 nucleotides long. Its product is annotated as CASP-like protein 4B1. The record is from RefSeq and is a predicted model, not a curated record. The transcript is spliced from 2 exons. Bases 204 to 836 code for a protein of 210 amino acids. NCBI's taxonomy places the organism in Eukaryota, Viridiplantae, Streptophyta, Magnoliopsida, Fagales, Betulaceae.